Manacus vitellinus (golden-collared manakin) is the source of this 2897-nucleotide messenger RNA. It is a transcript of the gene TMEM38A, whose product is annotated as transmembrane protein 38A. Bases 327 to 1088 code for a protein of 253 amino acids. The record is from RefSeq and is a predicted model, not a curated record. Gene Ontology annotation, cellular component: membrane. Gene Ontology annotation, biological process: potassium ion transmembrane transport. The transcript has 5 exons. NCBI's taxonomy places the organism in Eukaryota, Metazoa, Chordata, Aves, Passeriformes, Pipridae. Gene Ontology annotation, molecular function: potassium channel activity; identical protein binding.
AUUUACCAUUUCUUGGCAAUCUCUGCUACUUGCUUGGGCUUCACAGAACACACACUUUGGCAUCUUGUUUUACAAGCACUUUUCUUUGACUUACUUUGUGGGAGAACACGCCCCUCAAGCCUCUUUCUUAGCGGGUCUUGAAGCUUCUGCUUAUUUGCUGGACUCAUCUUCUCACUGAAGGUCGGACUGGACGAUCUCAAGGGUUGGACUUGAUGAUCUCGAAGGUCCCUUCCAACCCAGCUGAUUCUCUGAUUCUAUGAUCUUGACGGUCUCUUCCAACCUGGAUGACUCUGUGAUUUCCAACUUGCUUCCCAGGAGCCGUGGAGAUGUCCCGGAAGAGCCCUUUUGCCUCCUGGCUCUGCGCGAUGCUCCACUGCUUCGGGAGCUACAUCCUGGCUGCUCUGCUGCUUGGAGAGGCACCCCUUGGGUACUUCAGCAACAACUCCAGUGUCAUCCUGGCCACGGCAGUUUGGUAUUUGAUAUUCUUCUGCCCCAUGAACCUCUUCUACAAGUGUGUGAGCUUCCUGCCCGUGAAGCUCGUCUUCGUGGCCAUGAAGGAGGUGGUCCGAGUGCGCAAGAUCGCGGCCGGGGUGCACCACGCGCACCACCUCUACCACCACGGGUGGUUCGUCAUGAUGGCCACGGGCUGGGUCAAAGGUUCUGGUGUGGCAUUGAUGUCUAACUUUGAGCAACUGCUGCGUGGGGUCUGGAAGCCAGAAACAAAUGAAAUUCUUCACAUGUCCUUCCCUACAAAGGCCAGUCUGUAUGGCACAGUCCUCUUCACCCUGCAGCAGACUCACUGGCUCCCCAUCUCUGAAGCCAACCUCAUCUUCUUUUUCACCAUGUUCAUGAUUGUUUGCAAGGUUUUCAUGACGGCCACUCACUCGCACGCCUCCCCCUUCGCUCCGCUGGAAAACCUCGUCUGCCCCGUGCUCUUUGGCUCUGCCUCCAGUGGGCACCCAGGCCACCACCACGACCACCACGGGGCCUCCCAUGAGGUUUCCCACCCGCCUCCUCCUCCUCCUGCAAAGUCGAAAGAGGAGCUCAAUGAAGGCACAAGGAAAAGGAAGGCGAAAAAAGCUGAAUAAAAAAGCAACGACGCAGAAAACAGGCCAAGAAAAUCCUUCUGGAGCUGAGUCUCAAAGCCACCCGUGACUUCCUUUGUGCUCCAGUCGUUCUCCCUCAGGCUCCAGAGGAGAGGUGGAAGCCAGGACACUGCCAGGCGGGUUCCUGAAUUUCAGUUUUGCUCUCUGUGCUUGCUGCUUGGUCUCUGCCUCUCUAGUCUGAUCAUACAUUCAGGGAUUUGUAGGUUUUGUGCCAGGGUGAUAAAGUGGGUGCCAGUUCCCAAGCUGUCAGCAAUUUUGAUGCAGCGUUUUCAAUUGAUGUAAAAAUAUUCUCACUGUGUUUGUUUAUGAAUGGAGGGAAUGGUUUGUGCUCCUGCAACUCAUAAGUUCCUUUGAGUUUUCAUUGACCUUUCUGGUGUCUGCCAAAACAACAAACUGUUAAGACACAGUCAGUGUGGAAAUCAGAUUUAAUACUUGAGGAAAUUAAAUGGUCUCUUAUGAGCCUGAUCUGAUUUUUCCUUGCUCCCACAUGUGCCAUAUCUCCAAGUAAUGUGACAUUUUAAAUGCAGUGAGGACUUUGCCUGAGCCAAACUCUGUUCCUCUCACCUCAGUUCCCUCUGAUUCUAAUGGACAGUCACUUGCUUAAAGUCUGUGUUUGCAAGAGCUCUGAAGCUGUGAAGUGCUCCCAGUGCCAUGUGUUGGCACUGUCACUACCCUAAACUGUGUGUCCCACUUCAAACCUGAUCCUAUUUAACCAGGGGAGAAGCAUGGUCUGGUUUGUUUGUAAUCCUGUGGGAUACAAGAAGAGUGUGUGUGUGUAAGUAUUUAUUACUAUUUAUUUAUAAUUGCCAGGGCACCUCAAUCAUGGACCUGAAUCUGGCUUUUUUUAAUGUUGCAUCUUUAUAUAGAGGGUUGGAACUUCUAAUUCGGGUCUUAAGCCCACAGCCACGUGCUGGUUUGUUCUUGUAGCAGUGAUCCUAAAGGGCAGCCUGGACACUCUCUGGAUGCAGGAAGGAAUGUUUCCUAUAUCCUUGAAUUAAGAUAGAAAGGCUGAAGCAGUGGAUCUCACACCAGCUCAUUAAAACUUCUUUAAAGGACUGAUUAAAAACACACCAGCUGAAAAUACUGAUUGCCCCUUGUAGGUCCCUUUGGGCCAAACCACUGGUCUGUGAAUGCAGCUUGUGCCCAGUGAGUGGAGAAUCAAUGCCUUGCAUGGCUCAGGAGGAGUCUGUCAGCUCAUUCAUGUUCUGCUUAGUGAAUACUGGCUUUUACAGUAGUUUUAAGCUGUUCUUAUAACUGAUUUUGUCCUUAGAAGUGGCAUAAUCCAAGGGCUGGAAUCACCAUGGUGAGGAUGGCACACGUGGGGAUGAAGCACUGGGCUCCCAGUUGAGCAGCAUUUCCCAUCCCCAGCACUGAGGUUGCUGCUGGCACCUCCCAACUGGGAAUAGGAACAGGAGGAUUUAAGGAAAGUGGGGUUUUGUUUGUGUGUGUGUGUGUGCCUGUUCACAAUUGCAACUGAUGGUUAAUUAAAAAUAAAUAUAUAUAUAUACACAAUCAGAGGAAAGCCAGUCUGGAAGGACAAAUGGUUUGUGGGUUUGGGGUUUGACAGUGCCUUAAUUUUGUGAGUCCCCCUCCCCUGCAGUAGAAAACAGGAAUUCUGCCUGACAGCUCCACUGGCUGGCUCUGCAGAUGCUGCUCUACUGAAACCUGCUGUACCACAAGCAUGCACGAGACACUAAAUGUUUUAUGAGAUGUCUGAGCCAAGGGGAAUUAUGUUUUAUAGAAGCCAUCAACAAAUAAAAAUUGUGAAGUGACUCUGAUUGUCCGGUGGCA